Messenger RNA from Cavia porcellus (domestic guinea pig), 1349 nucleotides. It is a transcript of the gene Sfn, whose product is annotated as stratifin. NCBI's taxonomy places the organism in Eukaryota, Metazoa, Chordata, Mammalia, Rodentia, Caviidae. The transcript has a single exon. The record is from RefSeq and is a predicted model, not a curated record. Gene Ontology annotation, cellular component: cytoplasm. The coding region runs from base 128 to 874 and encodes 248 amino acids. Gene Ontology annotation, molecular function: protein kinase binding. Gene Ontology annotation, biological process: intracellular protein localization; signal transduction.
CUCCCCACCCUUGUCUGGGCCAGGCUAUUCAGCCAAAAGGCAGGCUGAGUGCAGGAGAGGCACAGAACCCGGCAUUGGUCCCUUGGCAGCAGGUUAGCCUGACGCCCGACCUUCUGUCCCCAGAGCCAUGGAGAGAGCCAGUCUGAUCCAGAAGGCCAAGUUGGCAGAGCAGGCCGAGCGCUAUGAGGACAUGGCAGCCUUCAUGAAGGGCGCUGUGGAGAAGGGUGAGGACCUCUCCUGCGAAGAGCGAAACCUUCUCUCCGUGGCCUACAAGAACGUGGUGGGCGGCCAGAGGGCUGCUUGGAGGGUCCUGUCCAGCAUUGAGCAGAAAAGCAAUGAGGAGGGCUCGGAGGAGAAAGGCCCUGAGGUCCGAGAGUACCGCGAGAAGGUGGAGUCGGAGCUCCGGGGCGUGUGCGACACGGUCCUGGGCCUCCUGGACUCCCACCUCAUCAAGGAGGCUGGGGAGGCCGAGUGCCGGGUCUUCUACCUGAAGAUGAAAGGCGACUACUACCGCUACCUGGCCGAGGUGGCCACCGGAGACGACAAGAAGCGCAUCAUCGACUCUGCCCGGGCAGCCUACCAGGAGGCCAUGGACAUCAGCAAGAAGGAGAUGCCACCCACCAACCCCAUCCGCCUGGGCCUAGCCCUAAACUUUUCUGUCUUCCACUAUGAGAUCGCCAACAGCCCUGAGGAGGCCAUCUCGCUGGCCAAAACCACUUUCGACGAGGCCAUGGCUGACCUGCACACACUCAGCGAGGACUCCUACAAAGACAGCACCCUCAUUAUGCAGCUGCUGAGAGAUAACCUGUCGCUGUGGACAGCCGACAACGCCGGGGAAGAGGGCGGCGAAGCUCCCGAGGAGCCCCAGAGCUGAGCCUGCCUGCUGCUGCUGCCUGCCCAGCCCUGCCCGCUCCAGUCCCCAGCCGCCCAGAGGACUUGUACGGGGUGGGAGGCCCGGCCCUUCCCAGACCUUUUUGAGUGCACCGCCCCAGCCCACAAAGGCUCCUCCGGGGACGCAGCUGCGCUGAGGCCACCGUGCCCAGGAACCACUCUUCACGCACCAGCAGCGGGACACCCCAUCCACCUCUGCUCCUGGCGCCCCUUCUUCCUACCCCACGCUACUCCUGACCCGAGCCACUUCCCCACCCCGCGCCACCCUCUGGCCCCUGCUGCCUCUGGAUCUUAGGAAUCAAGAAGCGUCCCACCCGUGGCUGUGGCUGAGAACUGGACUGUGCGGCAGAGGCUGGAGAAGGGUGUGUGCGUGCGCAUGCGUGUGAGUGUGUGAGAGUGAGUGAAAGUGCAUCUGUUGGGUGUGACCAUGUUCCUCUCAAUAAAGUUCCGCUGUGACA